AUGAUCGACGACCUCCGCCGCGCUGCCGGGGACAUUGGCAACUCACCUAACAACGACCCCAAAAACCUCUGGAUCCGCCGAACACACAUGGGCCCUGCAGGUGACCCGGUCAAGCAGGAUAAACGGCCAGCCGGCUUCGACACCGAGGACCCACAACCUCAUAUCCGGCGGAAGAGCAACCCCCCUGCCGAUCCCGAGAUCAAACCAGACCCCAGCCAGUCCAUGCCAAUGCCCCCGUCGACCACCGUUGAUGAGGACCAACUCGACCAGGCUCGCUCUCGUGGCCGUAGUCCACCCCAUGUGGCCAACUGUUUAGCGGCCCCCGUAGAUGCCCUCACUCGGCUCGAAGAUUUCCUUACUGAAUCGGCCAUACUCCCCAACGACCGUCACACACGGGAGAUAUUGGCACAACAUCGGAUCACAAGGUGGGAGCACUUUAUCGUGUCCAACGAGCGCGAACUACUAGCCCUCGGCCUUACUGUGGGCGCAGCCCGAGCACUAUGCCAGACUGCUACUGCAAAGUAUGCUGAGUAG
Puccinia graminis f. sp. tritici CRL 75-36-700-3 is the source of this 534-nucleotide messenger RNA. RefSeq lists its product as uncharacterized. The transcript is spliced from 2 exons. The record is from RefSeq and is a predicted model, not a curated record. Lineage: Eukaryota; Fungi; Basidiomycota; Pucciniomycetes; Pucciniales; Pucciniaceae. The coding region runs from base 1 to 534 and encodes 177 amino acids.